This is a messenger RNA of Malania oleifera, 1765 nucleotides long. Its product is annotated as xyloglucan galactosyltransferase KATAMARI1 homolog. The record is from RefSeq and is a predicted model, not a curated record. Gene Ontology annotation, molecular function: glycosyltransferase activity. Lineage: Eukaryota; Viridiplantae; Streptophyta; Magnoliopsida; Santalales; Ximeniaceae. The transcript has a single exon. Bases 151 to 1608 code for a protein of 485 amino acids.
AAUGAAAGCUUGGAACAAAACCCAAAAAAGAGAAAAGAGUAAAAGUUCAAGCUUUACAUUUAACUAUUCAUUUAAUUGGCAAUCAACAUGCCAUAUGUGAUGCUGCCCUCUUCUUCGUUACGAUUACAAGCAUUCUGAACUCCGAAGAAAAUGUUUUACCCGCCUGCAAAUGUAAACGGAAGGAAGAAAGGGGCUGCUGCACUCUCAUUCAUGCCCAUGUCCUGCUCUCAAAAUGGCUCCCGGUUGGCUCUCUUCCUCUCGUCUCUCUCCUUCUUUCUAUUUCUCUACUCCUAUGUUUGUACCUUUAAUAAUGGAGGCGGCAAGAAUAUUGGGGUGGCCUGGUUAGCCAACCGAGCCAAUUCUAUGCUCAUUCCGGAGUCUGGUUCGGAUUCAUGCUCCGGUAGAUACAUUUAUGUUCACAACCUUCCUCCCCAAUUCAACCAAGACAUCCUCAGGAACUGUCACUCCCUCAUCAAAUAUUUCGACAUGUGCCCGUACAUAUCCAACUUGGGUUUUGGUCCUAAGAUCCUCAAUUCCCAAGGGGUUUUCCAGGACGAUGGCUGGUUCUUGACCAGCCAAUUCAUGUUGGAAGUCAUUUUCCAUCGCCGGAUGAAGCAAUACCAGUGCUUGACCAACGAUUCCUCUGCCGCCUCCGCCAUUUUCGUCCCAUUCUACGCCGGCCUCGAUGUGGGUCGCUACCUCUGGGACUUCAACACCUCCGUUAGAGACUCUGCUCCCAUUCGCCUCCUCCGCUGGCUCACCCAAAAGCCAGAGUGGAAGCGCAUGUGGGGCAGAGACCAUUUCUUAAUCACCGGGAGAAUUUGUUGGGAUUUCAGAAGAAAAACUAGCAGCGAGUCUGAUUGGGGUAACAAGUUUAUGUUCAUGCCUGAAGCCAAGAACAUGACGAUUUUGGGAAUUGAGUCGAGCACCGCCGCCGGCGGCGACAUCGGGAUACCGUACCCGACGUACUUCCAUCCAUCAAGCGACGGCGAGGUGUUCCAGUGGCAGGAAAGAAUGAGGAUGCAGAGAAGGGAGUACUUGUACUCGUUCGCCGGAGCCUCGCGCCCGGAAAUGUCUGAUUCGAUUCGGGGGGAUAUCAUAGACCAGUGCCGAGCUUCAGGGGAAAAAUGCAAGUUUCUGGAUUGUGAUCCGAGUUCAAAGAAGUGCGACGAUCCGGCUAAUGUGAUGAGAAUGUUUCAGAAAUCGAGAUUUUGUCUGCAGCCGCCGGGGGAUUCGUACACUAGGAGGUCGACUUUCGAUUGUAUUUUGGGCGGGUGUAUUCCGGUCUUCUUCGACAGGGGUUCUGCCUAUGCACAGUACUUAUGGCAUCUGCCCCGGAACUAUACCAGCUACUCGGUGUUUAUACCGGCGAGGAGUGUAAGAGAGAGGGAAGUUAAGAUCGAGGAUGUAUUGGGAGGAAUUUCUGAGGAGGAAGUGUUGGGGAUGAGGGAGGAGGUGAUAAGGUUGAUUCCAGGGGUUGUGUAUGCAGAUCCGAUGUGUCCAUUGAAGACAUUUAAAGAUGCAUUUGACAUAGCAGUUAAAGGGGUUCUUCAGAGAGUGGAUAGGAUUAGGAGGGAGGAAGAACAGCAAACUGGAAUUAGAUUUUGAUUUUGAUUUUGAUCUUGAUCUUGGUUUUCUGGGGUUAACAAAAUGUUUUUUAGCACUAACAUUGGCAGCUUCUUGUUUACGUUAUACUUGCUCUCUCUUUUUUUGGAGAAAUUAUUGUAUGAAAUGAAAUUUGAGGAUACAUCAGCAGGUUGGUUCA